UUCCCCUUCUUCGUUCUCAAGAAACAACCCCCGUCACACUCUUCGUUCCUAAGAAAAGAAAAAGAGACAGGAAAGAGAGGGAGGAAGAGAGAGGGUCAAUGCGUGAGCCAGCGAUGGGCUCGUCUUCCGCUGCGCUUCUUCUCAUCUCUCUCUGUCUCUGCCUCUGCCUCUGCCUCGUUACCUCACGUGCCAGCGACAAGACCACCACUCUCAAAGGUGUUGAUCUUGAAAGCCCAGCUAUAGUUGUCACUCCUUCCCCCGUUUCUGGCCUUUCAACUUCUAGUGGCUCUAAAGAUGCUCUUCUGUGUGAGCGUGUUCAAGUUUCUGGUCUUUCAAGAUUGAAACUUGGGAGUUAUGCCAGUUCUUUUCGGAUUACCAUGUCUCCAUCUGUAGAAAUCCCAGAGAGAUUACAUAGCAAAUUUCAAGUUUGUUUUCACAGAAAUGAUUCACUUGGCUUAUGUCAGUGUGAAAAUGACGACUGGAAAUCUUUUAAGGGGCUGUGGAGUUCGGUUAUGUCACCUUAUGAGGUUAGAUAUAUUGAUGUGAAGUUCAUUGGUGAAGUAUCUGGUUCUGUCACAGUAGCUGUUGAAGAAGAUUUCCAGCGAUGGCGCCUUGUGUGUCUAGCAUUGGGAUUUGUUUUACUACUUUUGGCUCCAAUUGUUAGCAGUUGGGUUCCUUUUUAUUAUAGCAGUUCAAUGGUGAUCGGGGUUUUUCUGGUCAUUAUAAUCCUACUUUUUCAGGGAAUGAAGUUAUUGCCAACUGGUAGGAAAAAUGUCUUCUAUCUUACUGUAUACGGAUCAGUGAUUGGAACCGGAUCUUUCCUUCUAAAUUACUUUUCAAUGAUGGUUAAUUCGAUUCUUGUGAAUUUUGGACUCGGUGAAGAGAUGCACAAUCCAGUCUCUAUAUUUGUGCUAGUGGGAAUAGUCAUUGCUGGUGCUGCUUUAGGAUACUGGAUUGUGAGGAAAUUUGUAAUCUCAAAAGACGGAAGUGUGGAUGUUGGUAUAGCUCAUUUUGUUAAAUGGGCAAUGCGCAUCAUUGGAACCACCUUUAUUUUACAGAGCACUCUUGACACCCCUCUAGCACUGGCGACCUUGGUUUCUUGCUGGGCUAUCUGCAAUCUUAUCUUUUCUCUGAAGUGGGCUGGUACAGCGCGUCAAUCAUAUUCUGGGAGCGUGACUCCUUGGCUGAAGCAGGAGAGACAGACAACAGGAAAGCAUAGUCGACCUGAAUUCCUUAGCAGGUCAAGCCCUCAAGGGAAGAUGUGGAGUAGUCCAUCGAAGCAGUCUGCUUGGUCCAACUCUCCCGUUAGAGGUGUAACAUCGCCAUCGCCAUCGCCAUCUUUUGGAGGAAAGAAUGAGCAAGAAUACUAUUCAACCUUCCACAAUGUGCGGAAUCGAAAGAAGUUUACAAAGAAAGAGUGGGAUGAUUUCACACGGGAAUCAACCCGACAAGCCAUUACUGAAUGGGCAACAUCCCCUGAAUUCGCUGAUUGGAUGAUCGAUAAUGCUGACCGAGUACAACUCCUUCCAAGUGAGUGUUCAGACGAAUCCAUGGGAAGUGAAGAUUCUACAAAUGAGAAUGUUGUAGGGAGCCGAGGGCCGUUCAGGUUUUUAAACUGGUAGUAUUGAGGAUGAAACCAAGCAAGUAUGCACUUUUUGCAGUUGGCGUAGGAGAUAUGUAAGUGGUAGGUGACUGGAGUAGAAGAUGUUUUUUUUUUACCAAUCGGUGAUACUCCCUUCAAGUAACAUGUAGGAUUAGAAGAAAUUAGGUUCAGAUUUAGGUAUAUGUAACCAUUUACCAGCUGCUGUUACCACUUGUGUUUUUUUUUUUUUCUUUCCUGUAUCCAAUAUACGCUCUACUGAUAACAUUAAAACAGCUGUAACUACUUAACUGCAUUCUUGUAGUAAUUUUGUAGUGGGGAUGGCCUUUCUUCAGCCCCUUCAACUC
Molecule: messenger RNA, 1947 nt
Organism: Corylus avellana
Lineage: Eukaryota; Viridiplantae; Streptophyta; Magnoliopsida; Fagales; Betulaceae
Product: guanosine-3',5'-bis (diphosphate) 3'-pyrophosphohydrolase, putative (DUF2215)
Source: RefSeq, a predicted model, not a curated record